UAGAAUCUAUUAAAGAGUUUAAAAAGUAAUUCGUAUCACCAUAUUUUUCUACUUUUCCAUUACUUAUGGUGUCCUAACAAAAGCUGCCACACACAACAAUAACUCUUAUAUCUUAAAAAUAUCUGCAACUUCUACAUAUACAAACAGCCUAUAUACAUCUCACUGCUGGGCACAGGCCUCCUCUCAAUCAACCGCAGAGGUAUGCAGCAUACUCAUCGCGGGUUGGUUAAAGAUGCUUCCGUGCUUCAAAAGGCACGUUAAGCCGUUGGUCCCGGGCCCAUAUGCUACAUCUUCUAAAUGCGUAAAAUUCGAUUUAAUUUUCUUUCACAGAAAUUAUAAAAAAAUAUAUUAUCCGUGAAAGAAAAGGAAGUACUCGUACCUAGGUAGUUGGAUAAAGUAACCUACAGAAAUAGCUUGAGACAUGGUAUAAAUAUAAGUAAAGUUAUAUGAAAGUGCAGUGUUACCAUGAAAACUCGAAGCGGUGGCGUGAACCGUAGCGGGUGUGAGUUGCGUGACGAUGGCGAGGGCGAGUAAGCGCACGCGCAGCUGAGUGACGUCAGCAGCAUGGCGGGGACCAUCCGGCACCUGUCCACAUACCACCACGACCCUGAACCAUCGGUCAACUCGCUGAUAACGGAGAUCAACGUGCAGCUGGCGCUGUUCCGUGACCUGCUGAUCCACAUAGGGCAGGCACACGACUGCCCCGAGCUACGCGAGCGCGUGCGCCGGCUGCGGCGCGCCUGCGUCGAGGCCACCAAGCAGACCAGCCAGCUCGUACUGCCUAAUUGCAAGAAGCCAGCGGCGGGGGAGAGCGUGACGGAGCAGCCGCAGCUGGUGCUGCUGUACUUCAUGGCGCAGCUGCUGCUCCGCGAGCUGGCCAAGUGUCACCGCCUCGUGCAGCUCGUGCCCAUGGACAUGACUUCCUACUACGAAAACCGUGCUGGCCCUUCAAAUUUCGGCAACGUGAUCAGUCAGAUUCUGCUGUGCAAGCAGAUCACUCCAGACUUCAACCAGGAGGAGCUGUGCAGCAUCGUAAAGGACACGCAGGAGAUCACCAGGAUAGUCAACGACAUUCAAGAGCUUUUGCCACAGGCAGAGAAUCUCAACCAUUUAGAGACGAAUGUGGCGUUGAAAGGCGAGGACGUGAAUGGACUAUGGCGGAACAAGCGGAGAGGGUCUCUGUACAAGAGCAUGGGCGUACUGUGCUGUAUGUCACGGCCUAACUACCUCUGAGGGUGACGGGCCUCGCCGGCGCGCCGCAGCAGCUAGAAGCUGACGCCCCGACGACUGCCCGCGGUCCACAACCACACACCCUAGACUUUGCAACAAGUGUUCAGUGACAUACAUCAUAAUACUUUAUAUGUGUUAGUACUAGUGAGGAAAAGUGGUGCGUGUACAUGUACAGAGUAGAAAAUGAAAGGGUCCAUUAAAUUGUUUAAUUAGUAGUUCAAACAGUGACUUAGCCAAUUCAAAUGUAAAGGCGGCUGGUGUAAAAUUAUACAUAUACACGUCAUGAACGUUUAGUAGUUCAAUUAUAACUUUAAUUAUAUACUAUGAUAUGAAGAUAAUUAUGUAAAUGUAAAUUGCAACGGAAUAAAAUACAUAUUGUGAAUUGCCUGGAACGGGAUCAAUUGCGUUAAGUAGAAUAAAUUUGAAUUGUAGAUAUUUAAUAGUUUCUGCACCAAAUUCGCGGUUUUCAACUUUAUUUUUAUGCAGUACAGUCUUCAGUCGUUGCUGCAAAAUGUAGAAAGUAUUCGAUAUUCGGCCGUAAGUACACUUUUCAAUGUUCAGUACAGAUAGUUAAAAAUACAUCAAGAAGCGUCUGUACGGUAGAGCCCGCGUAUAUUUUAGGUUAAAUCGAAAUAAACUCGUGUAAGAAUUUUAGAUAUUAACUCUAGUGAAUGAUCAUUCAUAUGUUAUACGGACCGGAUUUGUGUAAAAUGGUGGGUAACUUUAACAAACACGUGAAUAGAGUCACAUAUUAUGUACCUUCGCCGAUUUUAAGAUAUUCCUCACACAUUAAAUAAUUAUUUAUUUUCCAGUCAUCUCAACUCAUAUUAAGAACUUACUUGUCAUGUGAACUCAUGUGAAGAUGUGUGUAUGCGACGUAAACCUUAACUAUGCUAUUGUUUCGUUACUUACUUGUCUUCCAAUAAAAAAGUAGUUUAUUUUUUCAUCAUAUAAGAUACUUAUUACGUUAUUUCAGUAUUAAUUAUGCUAUAAUUAUAUUUCGUGUACACGCAAUUGGGUAAUUUCCUGGUCAAAGAUAAUUAUGAAAUUCUGAUUACUUACUAAAUAAAGACCGAUCAAGUUAAAGGUGACAAAAACCUUUUCUUUUUCUAUGUAACUUAUUUAUGAAUUUUAAUAAAGAAAAUGUAAUAAUAAGUGCGAUAUUUUGACACGUCCCACGUUGCUUUUUCAUAUAAAUUCCAUAGUAAUUUCGUGAUUUGACGUUUAGUAAAUAGUAAAUGAUUUGAGUAGUUGGAAACUACCCUAUUGUCUGAUAACCGCAUUAUAAAUGCACAUUAUGUUCGUGUGAGUAUAAAUUGUUUUUUAGAUAUUAUAAAAAAUAAUUAUAAUAUACAUAUAUUAUGGCCUAGUCAAACUAUAUUUAAAUCUUGUACAAUAAUUUGAGCCACAUAUUCUAGUCAAUUAAUGUAAUUCCCGAAAUUAUUUUGAACUACUUAUUGCAUAGGCUACAUGUAUUGUGAUUGGUUAGAGAAAGAUAAAGAAUCUUUACAUUUUUGUAAGAAAUGCAGUAUUCAAUUAGAACAUAUGUAAUUCACUCGUACUAUAAUAAGUAAUCAAAAUCAUAUUUACUUAGACGUUAUAUUUCAACACAGACUGUUGUUAAACGUUCAUUAUCAAGUGACAAUCGAUAGCGUGCUUACAAUAAGCAACUCAAGUUCUGUGUAUUAUAUAUGUAAAUAAUCUUCACUCUCAGAUAACACGAUACAAAAAAUGUAACAAUGGAACGUAAAAUAAGCUCAUAAAACACACAUUUCAAUUAUUCGGCUGCGAGGCUAUUUAUAAUUCACUCGACAUUCAGUAAUACGUAUUUUAUCAGCCCUGUUUUGCAAAUAUUUGAAUUGAAAUACAAUCGUGAAAAUGUAUUUGCAGCUUCAAAAACGAUACCCUCGCCGGGCCGCGUGUGUGCGCUGCUCCCAGGCCAACUUGCCAUACAUUCCACGUAACACAUACAUUAUUACGUAGUCUAAGUUACACUCGGUGUCUCCGGUGACUAACUAGAGAAACAUAAUAUAUUGUCAACAGAACUCUAGAUAUUUUAUAUUAAGUUGUAUUACUGUAUAUUACGAGCUAUAGGCCGAUAGAGCUCACGAUUUUAAUAAUUAGAUAGAGCACUGUUACACUUAGGCAAUAAUCGACUAUUUAUUUUUAUUCCUAAUUGAUCAAGAUUACUAAAAACGUAGUAGUCAGUGUUAAGUAUAUUGUUCUCUUUAAUAAUGCAAUUUAUGGAAACUUAUUAUGUACUGUGCACUAAAGUGAUGACUGUGAUAUACUUACUCAUAAAAUAAAUUAUAGAAG
Messenger RNA from Pectinophora gossypiella (pink bollworm), 3546 nucleotides. RefSeq lists its product as uncharacterized. The record is from RefSeq and is a predicted model, not a curated record. Bases 565 to 1233 code for a protein of 222 amino acids. Lineage: Eukaryota; Metazoa; Arthropoda; Insecta; Lepidoptera; Gelechiidae. Gene Ontology annotation, cellular component: neuron projection. Gene Ontology annotation, biological process: G protein-coupled receptor signaling pathway. The transcript is spliced from 6 exons.